AUGCAACAUCAGCUACGUCAGAAUCCGACAUCAUUCGCUGACGGAGAGUCAAAAGAAAUCGCAGUACCGCAAAAUUCGGAUAACACAGCGAGCACUAAUAGCACAGGGCAAACUCCCAGAACACAUAUAACACGACUCGAUGCAGAGAUGGAAACGCGAAGGCAGAAAGACGCCCGCAGCGAAAACGAAAAUGCAGAAGACAACGCUACACGAGAUGGCUCCACUGAUAACGAGACGACGAAUGAUGAAGUUUUUUACGAUCUCAAGCAAACAUCCGAUAUACCGCCAGCACAUUCCACCAGUAAUACCGAUAUUAUUACGAAAAAUUUUGAAAAUUCGAACGAGCAUAAUCAUGCGAAGAAUAAUCAUGCGAUGAAAAGCAUUGAGAAAAUAGUGAAAAGCGUACCGAAAUCUUAUCGUAAGCAUGCACACUUACUGAUGAAACAUUUGAUUCGAAAUACCAUGCCUGAUAGGAAUAGUUGGGACGAGCAUGGAACCGUGACUAUAGAUGGCAACGUCGUGAAAGAGUCGAAUAUCACUGACUUGAUAAACGACGCAAUGCGCGAGAGAAAAACUGUGAAAGCAGUAAUGAUUAUCGAUGUACUAAGUAAAUACGUAUGGGUAGAACCGUUACGCGACAAAACGAGUAACUGCGCAAUAAAAGCUUUUCAACGUGUACUAGCGAAAAGCGAAGGACGAGUACCCGUAUACCUGCAAACGGACAAGGGUAAAGAAUUUGUCGCGCAAUCAAUGCAGAAAUUUCUUAAAACAACCAACAUUCGGGUAACGCGCAAUUCAGACGUCAAAGCCGCCAUCGUCGAGCGCUUCAACAGAACACUGAACGAAUGUGGCGUUAUUUUACGCAAAAAUACGCGACGCUACAUUGAUGUUCUGCAGGACAUUGUACACGCUUACAAUCACACGCAUCACUCGUCCACGAGAAUGCAACCUGCGGUAGUAACGAGAGAAAACGCACGUAUCGUUCGUGAAAAUAUAGCUCGUCGUUGGAAAAACGAAACGUUAAAGAAACGGGUGCGAAAAGUUAAAUAUCGCGUCGGAGAUCACGUUCGUAUCAGUAGAGCGAAAGGUGCCUUCGAGAAAGAAUACGAGGCUAAGUGGAGCGAGGAGAUAUUUCAAAUUUACCGUGUUCUCGAUUGGCGAAACCCUCACGUGUACGAACUGCGAGAUUUAGCAGGCGAAGUGAUAGACUGUAUUUUUUAUGAGCAAGAAUUAGCUCGAGUUGAGAAAAACAUAGAAGAAGAACAAUUUAUCGUCGAUCGCGUGAUAAAGAGUAGAGGACGAGGAGCUAAUAAGCAAGUGCUUGUUAGUUGGCGCCGUUAUCUCA
Messenger RNA from Trachymyrmex cornetzi, 1345 nucleotides. RefSeq lists its product as uncharacterized. Gene Ontology annotation, molecular function: nucleic acid binding. The annotation marks the transcript as partial. Lineage: Eukaryota; Metazoa; Arthropoda; Insecta; Hymenoptera; Formicidae. The transcript has 3 exons. Gene Ontology annotation, biological process: DNA integration. The record is from RefSeq and is a predicted model, not a curated record.